Molecule: messenger RNA, 2984 nt
Organism: Haemorhous mexicanus (house finch)
Lineage: Eukaryota; Metazoa; Chordata; Aves; Passeriformes; Fringillidae
Product: protein LZIC
Exons: 10
Coding region: 184-1059 (291 amino acids)
Biological process (GO): negative regulation of Wnt signaling pathway
Cellular component (GO): cytosol; beta-catenin destruction complex; nucleus
Molecular function (GO): beta-catenin binding
Source: RefSeq, a predicted model, not a curated record
GCUGCUUGAUUGUAUGUGCUGGGGCUGUUGGAGUUCCCUGGUGAACCGCCUCUUGCUGUGAAGAUAACUCUGUGCACGCAGCCUGGCAUUUCUGUAUUUCCAUUGCAAGGAUCUUCGGGUGUUGUUAUUAAACAUUCCGUCAGAGUGUAAUGUAAAAACAACAUUUUCAAGUGAAAAUAGAAAAUGGCUUCAAGAGGAACAACAGAGACCAGUAAACUAAAACAAAACUUGGAGGAGCAAUUGGACAGAUUAAUGCAGCAACUUCAAGAUCUGGAAGAAUGCAGAGAGGAGCUGGAUGCAGAUGAGUACGAAGAGACCAAAAAAGAAACUCUUGAGCAGCUGAGUGAGUUCAAUGACUCCCUGAAGAAGAUUAUGUCUGGAGAUAUGACUUUGGUGGAUGAGCUCAGUGGCAUGCAACUGGCAAUACAAGCAGCCAUCAGCCAAGCAUUCAAAACUCCAGAAGUGAUUAGAAUGUUUGCAAAGAAGCAGCCGAGGCAAUUGAGGACAAGGCUGGCAGAGAUGGACAGAGACUUAAUGGUUGGGAAGUUGCCACGAGACCUGUACACCCAACAGAAACUGGAAAUCCUGACUGCCCUCAGAAAGCUUGGUGAGAAGCUCACUGGUGAUGAUGAGAUGUUCUUGUCAACAAAUGCUGGUACAGCCCUGAGCCAAUUUGAGAGAGUGUCCACUGACCUUGGGCAGUGCCCUCAUACAUUUUUCCCAGCUCCAGUCACUGAUCAGGACUGCACACGUGGAUUAUCUGAUCUCCUGUGGUUUCUAGAAGCAGGAAAUCCAGGAGCUGGCAGGAGGGGAAUGAACCGUGAGGGCGUCCCCGGAAAGAGUCCGGAGGAGAUGUACAUUCAGCAGAAAGUGAGAGUGCUGCUCAUGCUCAGGAAGAUGGGAUCCAACCUGACGGCCAGCGAGGAGGAGUUCCUGCGCACGUACGCGGGGGUGGUGAACAGCCAGCUGAGCCAGCUGCCCCAGCACUCCAUCGACCAGGGUGCUGAGGAUGUUGUGAUGGCAUUUUCCAGGUCAGAGACAGAAGACAGAAGGCAGUAACUACAGGACACCUGAACAACACAGAACUGGAGAGGACAGUGAGAUUCCUGAAGAUAGAGGAGGAUGGCUGAGCAUUAAUAAGUUCCUCUGCCCACCCUAAUUGUUCCUUGGUAUUCCUUCUCCUUUGUAAUGUUGUUUCCCUUUGCCCAACCCUCAGAGUGCAUCUCACAGCCAUCUAUUCCUGUCAGAUUUUGCAACUCAGCCGGGCUGUGUUCAUUAAGGACAAACCUAAAGGUGUGCUUUUGGUUGGCUCAAAGGGACAGGCUGUGCUUGGAUAAAGGAAGGUAAUUUUUCAAACUUGACCAAUGGAAACCUUUUAUCUCACGUUUUAUUUUAUAUUUUAAACAAAGUCUCUUGACAUCCUACUUCUAAAGAAGCUUUUCAUGCUGUGGUGCUUAUUUAGGUCAAACUUGUGAAUUUGAAGAGGGUUUGAUUUGGCUGCAUAGAACUGGAAGCAGCUUGUGAUUGGGUGACAAUGCAAAAGCUUUCCCUUCAGUUGGCUUGCAGGUAUUUUGCUGACUCCAACGUUUUCAUUGCAGGAAGCUGAUGUUUUGGUGCAUUGGUUAUUUCUUUAUACUUAUUGACUUGGGGGGGAAAGACAGACAAAUGUGCUUUGCAAUAUUUAUUACAUCUACACACAUAUAAACGCUUGCUUUUGGGGGGUUGUUUUGGUUUUUUGAUUGGCUUUGAAGUCAUGGUUUGAUUUCCUUUUGGCUGCAGUGUUUCUGAUGCAAUCAGUUUUUCCAUACUCAGCUGCUCCAUGGCCUGGAGCAAUUUUGGGAGCAUGUGUCAAAGCAGAUUUGGUUCAAGAAGUCCACCUGGCCAGGCUGGAGGCCGAGGAUGCCCAGCCCUGGUGGGCACGGGGGGCUGUGCCCGAGCCCUGGCACUCCUGGCUGCCCAGGGCUUCUCCCUGCUUCCCACAGAGGAGCUGGAGAUGUUCUGCAGGAAUUGCAGGAGUGAGAUCUAAGGCUGUGACAUAAAUUUGCCAAAUUUGUACAGAGAAUUUGUGAACUUGUUUAAAAUACUGCAGAGUUCCACUUUAACCCUUUGCUGCACAAGACUAGCUCUCACAUUAGGAACAAUUAAUGAUCAUUAACUUAAAUCCAGUUUGCACUGGGCUUUAAAAAACUGAAGUUUCUAGUCACUUGAAAAAUUGUACGUGGUUUCCCUCCUUGCAGCUGUUUGGUGAAAGGGAAAUUCUCUGGAUCCUAGGGUAGCAGCAUGCUCCUGAGGCACUGCUCCAGGAGCAGCAGUGCUGCUUUGGGCUGUCCAGCACUGAGUGUACAGGUGACACUCUCAGGUUCACUCUCUGCAGCUGCAGGGCCUUAAAACACACCCAGGCCUUGACAGACUGAGAAGCCUGCAGUGGAAUUCCCGGGGUGCACUGACUGUUCAGGAAUCUGCACAUAUCUCCAGCACUGCUGCCUAAAACCAAGCACUUCAUUUUCUCAUGUGUGCAGGUGGUUUUUACAAAACUUCUGGAUUUUGCUGUGGGUUGCACUGACUUCGAGAUGUUUCAGAAUCUAUUAAAGCUGAACUCAAUUUACCUGUUCCUGGUUCUUUUCCUAUGGUUGUUAAUUAUUUACAGUGACAAUUCUAGAAUCUAACUGUGACAACAUGACCAUUUUCAUGGCCAGAAAUUCUGCUGACAGGAUGCUGUUGUGGUCUCAAAAUGGGGCAAAAGCUGGAGAGAAGCCAUGGACUGUCUGCAAAAGGAAGAAUAGACUUGUGAGCACAAGGAAGAAAUUAUCUUGAGCAAAUAAAUACUGUGUAAUGAGAGUAACUGUACAUCUAUUUAUGAAAAAUGCUCCUUUUGAUUCAGUUGCAGCUUUGUAAAGUUCUAUGUGAAAGUAAAUCUUUUACCCCUUUUUGUUGGGGCCAGAUAAGAAAUUUCUUUGUUAAAAUAAACCAGGAAUGAGCCCAAA